UGUGCCCGCAGACCAUCGUGGAGGGCCGGCUGCCGGACGUGAUGCUGCCGGUGUGGUUCACCAACAGCAUCGACGUGGUCUCCUCCUGGGUGCAGGACCAGAGCGAGGACUGCCUCUUCCUCAACAUCUACGUUCCCACGGAGGAUGGUCCCCUUACAAAGAAAAACACAGAUGAUUUAGGCGAUAAUGACCGCACGGACGACGAAGACAUUCGGGAGAGCGGCAGCCCCAAGCCCGUGAUGGUGUUCAUCCAUGGCGGCUCCUACAUGGAGGGUACCGGCAACAUGUUUGACGGGAGCAUCCUGGCCAGCUACGGCAACGUUAUCGUGAUCACCGUCAACUACCGCCUGGGCGUUCUAGGCUUCCUGAGCACGGGAGACCAAGCGGCCAAGGGGAACUACGGCCUCCUCGACCUGAUCCAGGCUCUCCGCUGGACCAGUGAGAACAUUGCGGCCUUUGGCGGCGACCCCCUGCGCAUCACAGUGUUUGGCUCAGGGGCCGGGGCGUCGUGUGUCAACCUCCUGACGCUCUCCCACUACUCUGAGGGCAACCGCUGGAGUAACUCCACCAAAGGUCUCUUCCAGCGGGCCAUAGCUCAGAGCGGCACGGCGUUGUCUAGCUGGGCUGUGAGUUUCCAGCCGGCCAAGUACGCCCGCAUGCUGGCCCGCAAGGUGGGCUGCAAUCUGCAGGACACGGUGGAGCUGGUGGAGUGUCUCCAGAGGAAGCACUACAAGGAGCUGGUGGACCAGGACAUCCAGCCUGCCCGCUACCACAUCGCCUUUGGACCCGUCAUCGAUGGCGACGUGAUACCAGAUGAUCCCCAGAUACUCAUGGAGCAAGGCGAGUUCCUCAACUACGACAUCAUGCUGGGGGUGAACCAGGGUGAGGGCCUCAAGUUCGUGGAGCUGAUCGUGGACAACGAGAACGGCGUCCAGGCCAACGACUUCGACUACGCCGUCUCCAGCUUCGUGGACGACCUCUAUGGCUACCCGGAGGGCAAGGACAUCCUACGCGAGACCAUCAAGUUCAUGUACACCGACUGGGCGGACCGACACAACCCCGAGACACGCAGGAAGACCCUGCUGGCGCUCUUCACCGAUCACCAGUGGGUGGCGCCUGCGGUGGCCACGGCUGACCUCCACUCCAGCUUCGGGUCGCCCACCUACUUCUACGCCUUCUACCAUCACUGUCAGACGGAGCAGGUGCCACCGUGGGCAGAUGCAGCCCAUGGGGAUGAGAUCCCGUAUGUGUUUGGCCUGCCGAUGAUCGGGCCCACGGAGCUCUUCCCCUGUAACUUCUCCAAGAAUGACGUCAUGCUGAGUGCCGUGGUCAUGACCUACUGGACCAACUUUGCCAAAACAGGGGACCCCAACCAGCCUGUGCCCCAGGACACCAAGUUCAUCCACACAAAGCCCAACCGCUUCGAAGAGGUGGCCUGGACACGCUACAACCAGAAGGAUCAGCUCUACCUCCACAUAGGCCUGAAGCCUCGUGUCAAGGAGCAUUACCGCGCCAACAAGGUCAACCUGUGGCUGGAGCUGGUCCCACACCUCCACAGCAUCAACGACGUCACACAGGUCCUUCCCACCACCACCAAGGUGCCCCCGGCGGAGGUGACCAACCGGACCCCCAAGACCAAGCCGUUCGCCACCAAGCGUCCCAACCCCACGCCGUACCCCACCGACGCGCAGGACAGCCUGAACCAGCCCCACCUGGUAGACCAGCGCGACUACUCCACGGAGCUGUCGGUCACCAUCGCCGUGGGCGCCUCGCUGCUCUUCCUCAACAUCCUGGCCUUCGCCGCUCUCUACUACAAGAAGGACAAGCGGCGGCACGACGUGCACCGGCGCUGCAGCCCCCAGCGCAGCGCGGCCAACGACCUGGCCCACCACACCCAGGAGGAGGAGCUCAUGUCCCUGCAGAUGAAGCAGCACUCGUCGGAGCUGGACCCGCGGGGCCACUGCCAGGGCGGCAUCGGUGGCGGCGGCGGAGGCGGCGGCGUGGUGGUGGUGGGGGUGGGGGGCGGCGGGGGCAGCGACGGCAUGCACGCCCACGACGCGCUGCUGAGGACUGCCUGCCCGCCGGACUACACGCUGGCCAUGCGGCGCUCGCCGGACGACAUCCCGCUCAUGACCCCCAACACCAUCACCAUGAUCCCCAGCAGCAUGGGCGGGCUGGCGUCGCUGCACUCCUUCAACACGUACCCCAGCAGCGGGCAGAACAACACGCUGCCGCACCCGCACUCGCACUCCACCACCCGGGUAUAGCCCAGCCACGCCCCCCCCUCUCCUCCUCCUCCUCCUCCUCCUCCUCGACCUCCCCCCUCUCCCCCACCGUCGGACGACACGACGAGACGUACCAACACCGCAAGGCGAGGGAGACUCUGAGGGGCGGAGGUGGAAGUGGAAGGCCGAGCGCUGAGUGAACACGGUACAUCCAGAGCUUCGACAGGAAAAGGGUCAAGGGGCUGUCGUCGGCUGGAUGGAUGGAGACCGGGAUUCCGUCCUCGCCGGUGGAAACCUUUUACGGAAUUACAGGAUUUUAUUGGAAGCUGGAAA
This is a messenger RNA of Gadus chalcogrammus (walleye pollock), 2558 nucleotides long. RefSeq names its product neuroligin 1 (gene nlgn1). The coding region runs from base 42 to 2267 and encodes 741 amino acids. The transcript is spliced from 10 exons. The record is from RefSeq and is a predicted model, not a curated record. Gene Ontology annotation, biological process: neuron cell-cell adhesion; postsynaptic membrane assembly; presynaptic membrane assembly. Lineage: Eukaryota; Metazoa; Chordata; Actinopteri; Gadiformes; Gadidae. Gene Ontology annotation, molecular function: neurexin family protein binding; signaling receptor activity. Gene Ontology annotation, cellular component: postsynaptic specialization membrane; cell surface; synapse.